Molecule: messenger RNA, 1257 nt
Organism: Oppiella nova
Lineage: Eukaryota; Metazoa; Arthropoda; Arachnida; Sarcoptiformes; Oppiidae
Source: the annotation of a GenBank genome assembly
AUGCAAUUCACGUAUCAAUUGAUCCAAAACCACACCAAAACACUAACGCCUCAACCCUUCGCCACCACUUCCGCCGCCAAAGACACGAAAGCCAUGCAAUUGGACGACACGUCCAAUGAGGACACCAGUGAUCAGACAUCGGAUGACGAGGACAUCGGUUGUGAUAAACAAAACAAUACUCGGAAUGAGUUGAACGCCAAACAGACGAGACAUUCGGCGAACGCAUCGGUAUAUCAGCUGAAGAAUGGCAUCAAAGAGACGGACGGAUCGGACAAAUCGGGUGCCAAUCGACUGAAGUUCAUGUGCUCUUGGAUUGGAUGCGAUCUCCGGUUUCGCGACAAUUACGCCCUUAAGGCACACAUACGGCUCCGACACACGAAUGAGCGGCCAUUCGCGUGCACCGAUUGUCACAAGAGUUUUGCCGACAAAAAACACCUCAAAGAGCACCAGAAGAUCCACAGCACCGGCGGUCAGAUGUUUCGCUGCGAGUUCACGGACUGUCACUACGAGACCAGACGGGAGGCCAACCUCAAGGAACACGUGUUGCGCCACAAGAAUAUCCGGAACUACAAGUGCGACGAAAGCGGUUGCGACAAGAGUUUUGUCACCAAUUAUGAGCUCAAAGUGCAUAAGAGUCACGUCCACAGCGAGGACCGGCCGUUCACAUGCGAUUGGCCCGGAUGUGAGGCCACCUAUAAGAGCAAACAGCGCUUGGAUGACCACAAACUGUCCCAUUUGGGGGUCCGGCAGUUCGCGUGCGACUUCCACGGCUGCGCCAAGAACUUCAUCACCAAAAAGAAGUUGACUCAACACCGCAACGAACACAUUAAGCCCUACGCCUGCAGUUGGCCCGAGUGUGGGGAGGCCUUCGGCAACAACCGGGCCCUCAAGGCCCACAUGAACGCCCACGAGGGCGUCCGGCCCUAUAAGUGCCAGUUCCCCGCCUGCGUCAAAGCCUUCUAUAGUAAACCGCAACUCAAUUCGCACCUCAAGUCCGCCCACAAGAACGUGGAAGCGCUGGACCCGCUGCUCGACGCCAUUGCCGCCAAAUCUCAUGCGCUGUCAAACGCGGACCCGAUGUCCGCGAACCCGACGAAUCUGUGGACCAAUACUGCGAUGAUUGCCAACCAAACCACUCACUCCAACAAAGACCAAACAUCACUACUCACUACUCAACACAUGCCCGACAGUUAUCAGCAAAAGUUAUUGUCUGAAAAGUUUAAUAUAUUAUGUUAUGCCGAUAGCUUUAUAAUCUAA